GUUUGGUGUUUGGACAAAAAUUUGGCACUGGCCGGGAUAAUGUGGUGGUUAUUAAAAUUUUCUAUCGUUUUGCAAUGUGUUAACUCAGUGCGCAUCAUAAACAUUCGAGUGCCAGAUGUAAUUCAAUAUGGAACUAAGGACUCUAUCACACUUGACUGUGACUUCGUGACGAACAAUGUCACCGGUCUGGUGGUCAAGUGGUUUUACAUGGAUAAGACGACGCCAGUGUACCAGUGGAUCCCACCGCAAAAACCUCAAGCUCUUGGAAUUUUAAGAAAUAAGGUGGACCUAUCCUACAAAGUAUCUCACAACCCGUACACCCAGCAUCGAGCUCUCCACAUCACAUCACCAGUUCCAGAGCUGACAGGCAACUACACAUGCGUGGUGUCCACAUUCCUAGCCGAAGAUGAGAAAACGAGACCUAUGACUAUAUUUGAAAUUCACGCAGGAAAUUACAAAGCAUUAAUUAUUGACAGUGCACAAAUGAAAUGCAACGUACAAUACGGACAUAAUAACGAGCGUGCAGCCGCCACUGGUACAGUUACUGUAGCCGGUACUAGCCACAACAAUAAGCUUUGUGCACUGAGACUAAACGGAAAUUACUUCGAGCAAGUUUAUCUACAGGCCACUGAACGCCAAGUCGUCGAUCAAAGUCAUCGACGGCCGGUACACAGCCCUGACGAGUUCCGUCGUGAGGAUAGACGCCCUCCCUCCAACUGUGGAGAUUCUCUGUGA
Spodoptera exigua (beet armyworm) is the source of this 735-nucleotide messenger RNA. Lineage: Eukaryota; Metazoa; Arthropoda; Insecta; Lepidoptera; Noctuidae. The record is from the annotation of a GenBank genome assembly.